AGAAGCUGUCUUUCAGACAUGGGAAAACCUCCACUGACUUUCAGUCCUUUCAGAAACAUGCAGAGACAAAUCCUGAAGAAAAACUUUAUGGAUAUAAGCAAUGUGCAAAAUCCUACUCUGAGUGCACUGAAGGAAAUAAUUCUGAAGAGAAAUCCUUUGAAUAUAAUCAAGAUGUAAGACUCUUCAGUUCACCCAACUAUGAUAAAAUCCAGGAAAGAAAUGACAGUAGGAUGAAUACCUAUACAUAUAUAAAAUUGGGGAAAAGUUUGAAUUCUCACCGUGAUAUUCAGAAACAUGAAAGAGCUCACAGUGGAGUAGACUUCUAUGUAUACAAACACAGUUGGAAACUCUUAAAUAAUAAAACUUCAUUUGGUAGUCAUGAAAGAACUCACAUUAUGGGGAAACCCUAUGUUUGUAAGCAAUGUGGGAAAGCUUUCAGCAAACAGAGUCAUUGUCAAAUACAUGAAAGGACUCACACUGGAGAGAAACACUUUGUAUAUAAGCAAUGUGGGAAAGCUUUCAACACACGCAGCUCUUACCAAAUACAUGAAAGGACUCACACUGGGGAAAGACACUUUGUAUGUAAACAAUGUGGGAAAGCUUUUAGGAGACAUGAUAAUUGUCACUCUCAUGAAAGGACUCACACAGGGGAAAAACCCUUUGUAUGUAAACAAUGUGGGAAAGCUUUCAGAACACAGGGUAAUUGUAAAACCCAUGAAAGGACUCACACUGGAGAGAGACCCUUUGUAUGUGAGCAGUGUGGGAAAGCUUUCAGGACACUCCAGGUGUGUAAACGACAUGAACGAACUCACACUGGGCAGAAACCCUUUCUAUGUAAGCAAUGUGGGAAAGCUUUCACUAAACUGAGUAAUUGUAAAAGACAUGAAAGAACUCACACUGGAGAGAAGCCCUAUGUAUGUAACCAGUGUGGGAAAGCUUUCAGGACACAAAGUCAUUGUAAAACACAUGAAAGGACUCACACUGGGGAGAAACCCUAUGUAUGUAAGCAAUGUGGGAAAGCUUUCAUUAGGCAGAGUCAGUGUAAAAUACAUGAAAGGACUCACACUGGGGAGAAACCCUAUGUAUGUAAGCAAUGUGGGAAAGCUUUCAGGACACUCCAGGUGUAUCAAGGACAUGAACGAACUCACACUGGGCAGAAACCUUUUCUAUGUAAGCAAUGUGGGAAAACUUUCACUAAACUGAGUAAUUGUAAAACACAUGAAAGGACUCACACUGGAGAGAAACCCUAUGUAUGUAACCAGUGUGGGAAAGCUUUCAGGACAAAAAGUCAUUGUAAA
Messenger RNA from Heterocephalus glaber (naked mole-rat), 1298 nucleotides. The record is from RefSeq and is a predicted model, not a curated record. Lineage: Eukaryota; Metazoa; Chordata; Mammalia; Rodentia; Bathyergidae.